This is a messenger RNA of Penicillium paradoxum, 2160 nucleotides long. RefSeq lists its product as uncharacterized. Gene Ontology annotation, cellular component: transcription factor TFIIIC complex. The record is from RefSeq and is a predicted model, not a curated record. NCBI's taxonomy places the organism in Eukaryota, Fungi, Ascomycota, Eurotiomycetes, Eurotiales, Aspergillaceae. The transcript has 5 exons. The coding region runs from base 1 to 2160 and encodes 719 amino acids. Gene Ontology annotation, molecular function: histone acetyltransferase activity. Gene Ontology annotation, biological process: transcription initiation at RNA polymerase III promoter.
AUGUUGAGACCUGUUGCCCUCUCACUAGCUCCAUCCUGCCAUGACGCCCUUGCUUGGUCCUCGGACGGUGAGCUUGCUAUUGCUGCAGGUGAAUACUUCCAAAUUUUGACACCAAAAAUUGGGAAGGAUGAUGAUGCUCCCCUCAACUCGACAAUCCAAGAUUGGCAGAUGACUCGUGUUCGAGCCAAUCUGUUUACCAACUCUGAAUGGCCAAUCUACCUUCCAGGAGAUAGAGAUGAUUUUUCAGUUGCCGCAGAUCUUUCAGAGAGCAAUGUUAUCGGUCUAGCUUGGUCACCAGCAGGACUUGGCAAAUAUCGACGCAGUGUGCUUGCCGUACUGACAUCAAAUUUGGUGUUGUCCAUUUGGGAGCCCGUCGGUUUGAAGCAGCAGUGGACUAGGGUUUCCAUCGUCAAUCAUGUAUUCUGGCCGCAGCGACAGCCCUCACAAGACCCAAAUAGCCAUAUAUUCCGCGAGGCUAAUAUUCGAUCUUUCACUUGGUGCGAGUCCUUGAAACCUUCGGCGCCUGCUGUCGGCUCUGCCUUUCUACAUUCACGCGAAAGUCGCUGGGGAAUUCCUUUGCUUACGAUAGUCAACGAUUUCAAUGAGGUCACGUUGUUGCGGGUUGUCCGGUCAGACACAAUGAGCAACUCUUCCAAGCCCUAUGAUAUUCAAAUUCUAGCGCACCACUCCCUCCAAAAUCAGCAAACAAACAACCUCUCACUUUGCUCUGGAUCGUUGUUUGAGAAGGCAGUGAAAGAGAAACAACGAACUACUGUACUUUCUUGUGGUCCGUGGCAGGUUUCACCCGCAACCAGUCCAGGCAGCUUUGGUUGCGCAGUUGCCAUAAUAGCCGCUGUAUGUGGCACACAUCUUCGAUUGAUGAAGCUCGAAAUCAUGAUUGGAAGCUCGCUUGAGCAGAUUUCACAGCAAUACACAUUAACUACGGAUCUGACGGAUCAUCCUCUGGGUCGGAUGAAUGAGAAAUGGGCAUAUCACCACGUCACUGGUCCUCUCAGAUGGCUCCAUACUAGAUCACCCGCAACAAUGACUUUAGCGGUGGGCGCCAUAUCAAGCCUCAUCACCCUGCCCAUGCCCAUUGAUAUGUACACUGGCAACGUUAUCAACUCCGAUGCCCUUGAAGUUCAAGAUUGGCCGAUUUAUGAAUCUGAAACUGAAGCAAAUAGGGGCCAUCAGCAAAGGCACCUGGAGCCGAUUUCUGCAAUGCUAUCUUCCACGAAUGAACAAAGCGACACAUGUAUGCUUCAGCUAGGCACACUCGGCGGGAUUGGCCUGAUGACGAGAUUUCACCAAGCUCGAAAUUUCAGUGCUCUGCAACGGCCACGUUGGAAACACAUGGCCGAAGAAUUUCAGGAAGAUUAUGAUUUGGAAAAUGACUUGGGGGGGAUGACUGUCUCGAGGAUCUGGGGACUAGCAUCCUAUCGCAACAUAACUGCAGCUAUCUUCACUUCACACCCCACGGAUAUGAUCGAAUAUCGAAUCACAUCUGACGACAGAUCUGUAAUUGUCUUUUCAGAGGAGGAUGGAUCUACGACAGAACCCCAAGCUUUAUUUGCACCGGUCUCCGGUCAUCAAACCGCCAAGUACAACCGGACAGGAGAAAUGAUCAAUUUUGUGCUACCCGGUGAUGAUGGUGACAUUGGACCUGACGUAGAGAGCCAGCGACUCGUCUACGCCGUUGCUUGUCGCACUAUUGUUGGUGAAAGAGACAAGUCACUUCGAGCCCAUGCUCGAACGUCUCUAGAAUGCCUAGCAAUAAUGACAGGUGCGGACCUGAGGGAGGAGAUCUCCAGAUGCAACAGUGAUCCUAGUCCGAUAUCAGCGAAGAGCAAGGAUCAACUCGAUUGCGCGGGAGGCCAUAUUUAUGAGAAAUGCGAAGUUUGCGAUGCGGGAAUUGGUUGGCCCUCGGUCCUGAUCGCUCAGUGCGCAAAUGGCCAUCGUUGGGAUCGAUGUGGAUUGUCCUUUCUCGCCAUCCAAGAACCUGGGAUAUCCAAAUACUGUUCUGUUUGCCAUAUGGAAGCGCUCGACGAAGAAGUUGUGGCCCAUGUUCGUGGCGGGAAACAGGGUCAAAUGUUCAAUGCUCUCUUUGAGGUGUUUGAUACUUGCCUACAAUGUGCAGCCAAAUUCCAGGCAACUUAUUAG